Messenger RNA from Ostrinia furnacalis (Asian corn borer), 3610 nucleotides. RefSeq names its product 2-phosphoxylose phosphatase 1. Lineage: Eukaryota; Metazoa; Arthropoda; Insecta; Lepidoptera; Crambidae. The transcript has 7 exons. The record is from RefSeq and is a predicted model, not a curated record. Gene Ontology annotation, molecular function: phosphatase activity. Gene Ontology annotation, cellular component: Golgi apparatus. The coding region runs from base 358 to 2352 and encodes 664 amino acids. Gene Ontology annotation, biological process: glycosaminoglycan biosynthetic process; chondroitin sulfate proteoglycan biosynthetic process; dephosphorylation.
UGACAUGCGGUAUCUAUUCAAGUGGUCGGUCCAUAGAUUUGCAAUUCAAUCUAUGGAGAACACUCCCAGUUUUGACAUCUUCCUGCUGUUUGAUGACAGCUGACAUUGACAUUUGGGCUGAGAAUCUGGGAAACAAACAGAAAAAUUCAUGAAAAUAUUUUCUUGCUCAGUAAAAUAUUUACAUGUAACAUUUUAAGAUUUUUCCUUUCAUCUUUGUUAAAAUUACCAAUUUAUGUCUAUUCAUAUUCGAAGUGCAGUUUCCAUGUGUGUAAAUAUGCCGAAAUGCAAAGGGAUAAGAUUGAUAGUCAUGUAAACAUCAACAGNGGUAGAGGAUAAAUGGUGAAAUAAACCUUAAAAAUGUCUAUAUUUGCCAAUAAAAGUAAAAUCAUAGCCGAAAUUAUGAAGUUUUCUUUUCAUCAUAGAGCUUUUUAUUGCUAUCUUGGUAUGAGUUUGUGGAUAUUUUUUCUUAUCACAGUUAUGUACAAAUACAUGUCGGUUGGCGAGGAAACUACAUCAGUUAAGAAAAUCGUACAAAAUGAAUACAUAUCAAAGAGUGAUCUGAAGUAUAGAAAGUUGUACCUUAAGGCUUGUAAUCCUCCAGAAAACAUAAAAAGAGGAACAGAAGGUUUGGUUGACAGUGACACUUGGUUCCUGCAGGGUGUAUUGGUGGUGACUCGUCACGGUGACCGUGGGCCUCUCACUCACCUCAAAGGCGGCGAUAAGUUGCCCUGUGACAUUCCUCCUGUCUCACCACUUCUAAAAAGUUAUGAGGAGUUCGUGGUGAACGCGAGUGGUUCAGGGCGCGCGUGGUGGGUGUCGGGUCCCGGCCCGUUCCACAACUUCCCGUCGCUGCCUCCGAGAGCUUCGGGCACCCACUGCGCUUUAGGCCAGCUCACACCCCGAGGGUUGCUACAGAUGCUGACUGUUGGUACCAUUUUGAGAGAAGCAUAUGGUGAUAAAUUGAAUUUGGAUGUGGUGGACCCUCAAGGAAAAAAAGAUACAGGCGAAGUGGUGUCAUACAGCACGCGCUACCGGCGCACGUUUCAGUCUCUAGUAGCUUUAUGGUGGGGCGCGGGCGGUGGCGCGGCGGGCGCGCGCGCGGCGGCGGCGCGGGAGGCGCACAGCGUGGCCUUCUGCUUCAGGGACUGCGCUUGCGCAGCGCAUCAUGCGCUUAACAAGAAAAUCAACAGCCAAUCGAAAAACCGACUCGAAUCCCACCCAGCCAUCAAGGAUCUAGUCGCAAAGCUGUCUCGAGUGCUAUUCGAGUCCCAAGAACACAGCGACCCGGACGUCGUCAGAGACGCCCUACUGGCUUACAUGUGCCACGACGCGCCGCUGCCCUGCUCGGAGAAGACCAAGAAACCGAAACCCAGAGUGCACAAACACCAAAGGAGAUUCAGAGGCGAUAGCGUCGCCCUAAGAAGCCUUCUCGACGUCGACAUUGAUACCUUGAACAUGGAACUCGACUACAUCAACAACCAGCUCGAUUUCAACAACGAAAUCGGCCGAAAGGCGAGAGAUAUCAUCGGAAAAUACUACGACAGCAAAGACAAGAAGGCGCCUUUAGACUUCGACGCUCAGAUGGAAAGAGAAAAGCUGCUAUAUUACCAGCAAAGGUACAUGGAUAACGCCGAUACGUACGACGACGUUGUGAUCGUCAAGAAAAACUUGGACGCGGAUUUCAAUUUCCCGAACGAUGCACGAAUUGACACGGACUUCGACGAAGAUUACAAGGAACCCACCCCAGAGAAUACUGAGGACUUUUGCAUAGGAAAGGAACACGUUAUGUCGCUAUUUGCGUACUUAGAAUGGAGUUACAGACAGGAGAUUAAAAACAUGCACAAUAGGAGACGAGGUUUGCUGGUCGCGUACGGUUUGAUACACAACAUAGUGCAGAAUAUGAUACGGAUGAUCUCAGAAAACAAGCCGAAGUUUGUGAUAUAUUCUGGCCACGAUAAGACGUUGCAGGCUCUGAUUUUAGCUUUGGGGCUGAACAAUUACCAGCAUUACAAUAUCCAGUAUGCUUCGAGGAUGAUAUUCGAGGUGUACAGAAAGAAGGAUUUGAGGGACGAGUUUAAGUUUACGAAACGGAAAGCGGUGGCUCAAGACUUUUUCUUCCGAGUUGUGUAUAAUGGUGAGGAUGUGACUGGGAAGUUGAGUUUUUGUAAGUCCCGGCAGAAUGUCGUCAUGAAGGUGGUUGACCCGGUGGAUGAUAUGAAGACGUAUAACACAUAUUUGUGUCCAAUAGAGAGUAUAGUUCGGUUCAUUCACGACGAUUACUUCGCGGUAUUCAACGUGAGCAACUUUAAGGACGCGUGUGCGACUUACGGUAAUGGUAAGCACGCUUUAUAAUAUUGUGAUAAGUUUACGCCUCUAAUUUCUCAUAUUUAUUAUACAAUUUGAACUCUGAACUGAUAUAUUUAAAUGUUAUUUUAGUUUGCUUUCUUUGACAAGAAUAAUCUAAUAUAAUGAAGACGGUACAUCAUGGUAAACACGAGGCUGGCUUCUUAUUGUUGUUGCAAUAGGGGUGAUAUUGCAACAAAAAUGUAUUACCUGAUGUUCUGACGACUAUACACAACGUAUCUUUAUUGAAGUAAACUUAAUAAUUCAAAAUGACAAGUAUUAUUAACAAUUUUCCUGUGACCUGCUUGGAUCUCGAUUAUUUAUUUAAUUUAAACUUUAUAUUUUACAUUUUAAGCUUUAAUGUAUAUUAUUAUUGUAAGUGAUCUCAUCUGACCUGAUUUCUAUUAUUAUAUUAACUGUAAUAAUAAUAAUGAAAAUAAGUAUGUUUAACGUUUUGUGAAUAUGAGAGACUGGUUUUAAGUAUUAAUUUUUUUGCCAUAUUAUGUUGAGAUUUAUGUUAAAAUUUUAAAUAGAUUUGGUUCUAAGAUUUUAACUAUCUCUAACACAACACAGUUUUUACUAGGUUUUGCUGAUAUUGGCGAUAAUUUUGUUAUUUUUCAAAGAGAUGUAACAUUAAAAUAACAAAUUAAUAUGAUAUUAAGUUAGGCAGUGCACUGCCUCUUUUUAUUAUCAAAGGAAAGAAAAAGAUAGUAGACAUUUUAAAGAGAUAGUUAAACCUUAGAAAUUAGGUCCAACGUACAUACGGCCACACUGUUAACUAUCCAUUUCCGUUUUUGCUCUCGCUCUCAUCAAAUAAUUCUUUGCGAUAGAACGAGACGACAUGACCGGCAAUGGGUAGUUAACACUGUUGCCGAUAGCACGUGCUAGCAUUUAUUUAUUUAUAGCACACGUGAAUACAAGAGAUUAAUUUUAUGUGUAUUAAGAAAAUACUUUCAUUGUAUGAGUUUGUUGCGUCUUAAUAUCAAACUAAACGUAUAAUAAUGUGAUUACGUAUAUUAAUGCAUUAUCAGCAAUUUAAAAGCAAUAUUUACUUAUGUUAUUAGUAGUACCUACAUAAAUUUGUCAAUUUUAGUACAAAGUAGUAACGAUCCUUAAGUUUCCUGAUUUUAUAUUAUGUCACAAAUAGUAAAUAAUUAAUAUACUGUUUUCUUAUUGUAACUAGGACUUGUAAAAGUGAUGUUUCACAGUCUCCACGUUACACUCUGUACAAUUUAAUCUAAGUCAAUAUUUUGAAGCAACAUAUCAA